AUGUCAAAUCACAGUCUGCUACGAAAAGACCAAUUGGAAGUCAGCCUACAUAAUGAGAAGAAGCUCAUAGAGGAGGGUGUCCUGAAAGAGGACAACCCUUUAGAUCUGACCGAGGACUUCCGGAGGCUAUGUGAGGCGUCGAGAAGGGGUGACUUGAAGGUGUGCCAGGAAAUGAUACAGGAGGGUGCCAACAUCAACGCUAAGGACCAAUACGACUACACCCCGCUCAUUUUGGCCAGUUUAUGCGGUCAUUACGAAACUGUCCAACUCUUGCUAGAGUCCGGGGCUCUUUGUGAACGAGACACCUUUCAGGGAGAACGUUGCCUAUACAAUGCCUUGAACGACAGGAUACGGAAUCUCCUAUUAUCAUACGACUAUUCGAAAUCGACGGAUCCAUUACAACCAUUAGCAGCUCAUUUGACUAGCUUGCUGUAUCGACAACAGCCAAGGACCUCCGACCUUACUGUGGCAGCUGGUAAUGAUAAAGAUCCCUUCGAGUUGCACAAAUUUAUUCUUGCGGCGAGAUCUCCUUAUUUCAAGAAGAAGCUUGAUACAGCUCCGGAGACAACGGCAUGGAAAUUGCCAUCCUCAAUUCCACAGCAGUCUUUUGGCAUAGCCUUGAAGCAUUUGUAUUUAGGUGAACUGCCGAGAGAGCUUGGUGGUGGUCCAGGCACCGGCUUUUCCGACUCGGAGAUCUUGGCAGGUGUUGAUAGAAUCAGCAAGCAUCUGGAAAUCAAGAAUCUGUCCGAGCUUAUCCUCGACAACAGCGACCGCCGAUUGGCAAGACAAAGACGACAAGACGAUGUCCAAUUUGGAGUUAGUCAACUUGAUGCAUGGUUCCGGAACAAUGUUCUCUACCACGCCAUUGAGAUCGAGACAUCGAAAGCCAACGAUGUGAAGUGGGACCGCGUCAAUGGUAUCUUCGCUGAUAUCCUGCUUCGUGCCGAUGAGGAUGAGGAUGAGGAUGAAGAUGGAGACAUUGUCCAGAAACUUACUGGAGACACGAACGUCAGUACGAAUGCGCUAGGAAUUCCUCUUGGGACUGGCACACCAUCAAGAUCACCAUCACGAUCACGAUCUGUUCGGAAGUCUAAACUGUAUCCAUGCCACAAAGCGAUGCUGAUACGGUCGGAGUUCUUUAUGACCAUGUUUGAUUCCCACUUCAAAGAGGCGCAAGACACGCCGCACCUGCAGAUAAUACCUAUCGAUUGUUCUCCAGCUGUACUCGAGAUCAUUCUAGCCUUCUUGUACAGUGAGAGGUCAGACUUCGGUUUGGAUAUCGCAAUAGAUGUAUUAUUUGCAUCCGACAUGCUCUUCUUAGAAAAGCUGAAAACAAAAGCAGCAGUGAUCAUCUCAACUUUAGGCAAUGGUACAGCAACAGGAAUGCAAGAUCAACUACAAAGAGAUGACGUUGACCUUGAUAUCUAUGAGAUUCUCCGAGCAGCCUGGACGACCCGAGUUCAAAGGCUGGAAGAAUUCGCUGCUCGAUACUUUGCCUACCGCCUGGAACAGUAUAUCGACGAGCCGGCUUUUGCGGAGAUCGUGAAAGAAUCGGCCGGACGCAUUCAAGCUCGACAAGAGACAGAUACAAUCGAGAUUCUGGACGACAUCAAGUACUAUCUCAGUGAGCGUUUCCGUUUGCGAUUCGAGGACACUGGAUUCGACGAGGCCUUGGCUGCUGAGGAGCAGGCACAACAUGUCGAGCUCCAGGACAUACCGAACAUUGGUGAUUUUGAGACGUCGAAGAAGCCAGCAGGUGUACCUACGGAUGAAGGUGUCGAUAUGAGUUCGCCACCACGAGAAUUAGAGCACGAGGUUCCGCCACAACAAGAAGUUUCGCUCGAACACGAAGGCAUUAUCCGGACCCUGGACGGUGAGGUCGCUGGCGAUGAAUUUGAACAAGAUGCCAUGAAUUAUCAGAUUCUGCUUGGCAAGAUCGACACUUUGCUGGACCAACUUAAGCUCGAUGCCUAG
Molecule: messenger RNA, 1974 nt
Organism: Lithohypha guttulata
Lineage: Eukaryota; Fungi; Ascomycota; Eurotiomycetes; Chaetothyriales; Trichomeriaceae
Exons: 1
Coding region: 1-1974 (657 amino acids)
Cellular component (GO): ubiquitin ligase complex; cytoplasm
Molecular function (GO): protein binding
Source: RefSeq, a predicted model, not a curated record